AUGGUCUUGCCAGGACACAUGGCUGGAAGCCCUCGGCGUCACCAUCGCCCCCUAUCACUGUCCAUCCCCGAGCUCAUCUCCGAGAUCAGCGGCACCAACCUCCGGGUGCCCAGUCCCCCCCGGCCAUCCUCAGCUCCCUCCUCGGGCAGACACUCUGGCGCUCUCUCCUGGGCUGGUUUUGAGGAGGAAGCCAAGACCAGAAGGCCCAAGGGCCAGGAGCGGAAGGCAGCCGCGGGCCAAAACCAGCCAGGGUCUGCGUCCUGCCGAAGCUCCACGAGCUACCAGGAGAGGGCCCGGGUCUGGCUGGCCCCGGAGGAGCUGGGCCCCCUCAGCCUUGUCCCCAUCGGGCCCUCCCCCGAGGGACACAGGGCUCCAGCCACUGAGCGCGACUCCCGCGGGCCACAGCUCAGCCACACCGUCCCAUGUGCACCAUCACCAGCUUGGAAGACCACCGAGGCCGCGUUCUGUGAAAACCACCCCACACCUCCCUUCCUGUGGUUGCUGUGUGUAAACAGAGGGCAGACGUUCCUCACCUACUUAACUAGCAGCCUCUGCGGGCACCAGAUGGCCUCACGCUCGGGCAGCGGCUCCUCCCAACUGGCUCACCGGGAAUCGAUCAGUGGAAUCCUGCAUGCCACGGGCGACAGAUCAGCCAUAAACCACGGCUCAGAGAAUGACGGAGGGUUUCAAACAGCGCUGGCUGUGCGGCGGGGACUGUUUACGGGUGACCUCGCCUCUCGCUUUGCAUCACACCCAGGGGAGGAUGUCCUGCUGGCGGCUGGACAUUCUCUGAAGCUCCGUGAAAUGGAUCCUUCAUUUCAAAAAGGCGCCAACAGUUCAGCUUCCUAA
Rangifer tarandus platyrhynchus (Svalbard reindeer) is the source of this 849-nucleotide messenger RNA. NCBI's taxonomy places the organism in Eukaryota, Metazoa, Chordata, Mammalia, Artiodactyla, Cervidae. The record is from the annotation of a GenBank genome assembly.